This is a messenger RNA of Manihot esculenta (cassava), 3686 nucleotides long. RefSeq names its product phosphoinositide phosphatase SAC2. Gene Ontology annotation, cellular component: intracellular membrane-bounded organelle. Gene Ontology annotation, molecular function: phosphatidylinositol-3,5-bisphosphate 5-phosphatase activity. Gene Ontology annotation, biological process: phosphatidylinositol dephosphorylation. The coding region runs from base 1425 to 3335 and encodes 636 amino acids. The record is from RefSeq and is a predicted model, not a curated record. NCBI's taxonomy places the organism in Eukaryota, Viridiplantae, Streptophyta, Magnoliopsida, Malpighiales, Euphorbiaceae. The transcript is spliced from 16 exons.
CUCUUUUUAUUUUUAUUUUUUUCUGCUUGUGGUAUCUGCAGCCUCGUUGUGGCCUCUGCGUAUCUCAUCGUCAUCGAUCUGCUCUCUUCCUUCUAAAACUCUUCGUUUGUGCUCAUUCUCUGAUUUGCUUCGCUCUCCACUAACCUCUUCCUUCUCCAAGAUCACAGCUCUCAGUUUUUAUAUUUCGUUUUCCUUUCUCAGCCUUUCUGUGUAAACUGCCAUUUUUUUGUUUGUUUUUUUGUUUUUUGUACUUGAACAUGAUUGAACAGAACUAGAGAUAUGUAUAGGGAUAUGUGUGUAUAGAUUUGAGAAGUAGAGGUUUUGGUUUCUGUGGAGAGUUGACCCGGGCUCGACGAGUGCUCGGGGAGGAAGGUUAGAUCCGUAUGAACAUGGAAACUUAUUGUUCCGUUGGCAAACCCGACCCGAAUUCUAGCUACUUGCAGAAAUUCCGACUAUACGAAACUCGUUCGAAUUUUUAUAUGAUAGGAAGAGACAAGAACAGAACCUUUUGGAGGGUCUUGAAGAUUGACCGCUUAGAACCAUCUGAGCUGUACAUUCUCGAAGAUUCUACAAUAUACUCAGAAAGUGAAUGCUGUGACCUGCUAAGGCGAAUACAUGAAGGGAAUAAAUCAAGCGGUGGACUUAGAUUUGUUACUACUUGCUAUGGAAUAGUUGGUUUCAUUAAAUUUUUGGGACCUUAUUACAUGUUGCUGAUUACAAAAAGAAGGAAAAUUGGCUCAAUUUGCAGCCAUGCAGUAUAUGCCAUCACCAAGAGCGAGAUGAUUCCUAUUCCAAAUUCUUCUGUGCUGUCCAGUAUGACUAAUUCUAAGAACGAGAACAGGUCUUUUGUCCAUUCUGCAUGUAAAUGUAACAUGUACCAAUACUUUUAAAAGAGACCUAUGAGAUUAGUUAUCUAAAUUGUGCAAUCUUUGAGUUGUACUUAGAUGAAGAUUUUUUUCAUGGUAGUUGUUUUGUUCCUCAUUAAUUACUUGGACAAAUAGUCUGAGUUGGCAUCAUCUAUUAGAAGUAGACAUGUACAACACUGUGGAGGUAAUCUUUGUACUUUUUUGUCAACAGACCCUUCAGUGUUAAUUAAUGAUGUGGGCUUCUCUAAUUCAAACUCAUUUGAGUUCUUCUGGUGAUAUAGUUUUAUUCUUUUUCUUUUAUCCCUUUUCUAGAUGGAACUAGUUGAGGAUAUAUUUUCAAUAUGCAAUUUUAAAUAUUACUGUUGCGUCCUCCUUAGUUGAUAAUUCUGUGUAGUGGCUAUUGCCAGUUCAUUUAUUGCAUAUGUACAGGGGCAGUCUUCAUUGCUGUUGUGAUGAUGUUAAUAUAACUUGUUGAAGUUGAAUGAGAGAAGAUACAAGAAGCUCUUAUGCACGGUGGACCUUACAAGGGACUUCUUUUUCAGCUACUCAUAUAAUGUCAUGCAUUGUCUUCAAAAGAAUUUAUAUAAUGAGAUAGGGAAAGCUCACUAUGAAACAAUGUUUGUUUGGAAUGAUUUCUUAACUCAAGGAAUCCGGAAUAACCUCAAGAAUACUCUAUGGACAGUGGCAUUAGUAUAUGGCUUCUUUAAACAGGUGAAACUUUCGGCUUCUGGUAGGGACUUUAAGUUGACUCUAAUUGCUAGACGUUCACGGCAUUAUGCUGGCACAAGAUAUUUAAAACGUGGAGUGAAUGAGAAGGGUAGAGUGGCUAAUGAUGUUGAGACAGAACAAAUUGUGUUUGAAGAUGUUCCUGAGGGAUAUCCAGUGCAAAUAAGUUCUGUUGUGCAGCAUCGGGGUUCAAUCCCACUUUUCUGGUCACAAGAAACUUCACGAUUGAAUAUUAAACCUGACAUUAGAUUAUUGAAGAAGGACCAAAAUUAUGAAGCUACAAGGCUUCAUUUUGAAAAUCUUGUAAAGAGAUAUGGAAACCCGAUAAUUAUAUUGAAUUUAAUAAAGACACAUGAAAGGAAGCCUCGAGAAAGUAUACUCCGUUCAGAGUUUGCUAAUGCAAUCAGAUAUUUAAAUAAAGGCCUGCCUGAGGAUAAACGCCUAAAGUUCCUCCACUGGGAUUUGCAUAGAAAUUUUAGAAAAGCUACCAAUGUGUUGUCACUUCUUGGGAAAGUGGCAGCUUAUGCAUUGAACUUGACUGGCAUCUUUUAUUGUCAAGUUACUCCAAAUUUAAGCCCAAUGGGGUUAUAUUCAUCCUACUCGCAGAAAAAUGAUGAUGAAUGCCCUCUCAAAAAUACUUCCAAUGAAAAUGAAUUGGGAAGGGAUUUGGACCUAGGAAUUGGCAACGUGGAUUGUCAAGCAAAUGAAAACCAGAGUAUCAAGGCCCCUAUGUUUCAGAAUGGGGUUCUAAGGACUAAUUGCAUAGACUGUUUAGAUCGCACAAAUGUUGCCCAAUAUGCCUACGGUUUGGUGGCUCUUGGUCGUCAACUGCAUGCCCUUGGAUUUAUAGAGUCACCAAUUAUUGAUUUAGAUAAUCCAUUGGCUGAGGAUUUAAUGGGAAUUUAUGAGACAAUGGGUGACACACUGGCACAGCAAUAUGGUGGCUCUGCUGCACACAAUAAGAUAUUUUCUGAAAGGAGAGGCCAGUGGAAAGCGGCAACUCAGUCCCAAGAAUUCUUUAGAACUCUACAGCGUUAUUACAGCAAUGCAUACAUGGAUGCUGAGAAACAAGAUGCCAUCAACGUAUUCUUAGGCCAUUUCCAGCCACAAGAGGGAAAGCCAGCAUUAUGGGAGUUGGAUUCAGAUCAACAUCACAAGGUUGGAGGGCGUGGUCCUGAUUUAGUUGAUGAGGAUGCUAGGUCAUUCAUCAAAAGAUCACUAUCAGACGGCAAUCUUCUUUGUGAAAGUGACUCGCUUGUAGCAGUUAGCAAGGUGGGACAUAAUAAGCCUUUUUCCAAGGAGCAAGGAGUUAACAAGGGUCUCUCAGAUUCAACCCCAGAGAUCUCCACCUGUGACAGUGACAUAUCAUACUCUAGAUAUAUUCCCUCACUGCCUCCUGGGCAGCUUUUUAAAGAUGUUGGAGAAGAUGAAUACAUGGAAAGUGAUCACAUUUGCUAUGAGGAACACGGGGAUGCAUGUAGCUGCUCGAAUUUUCUUGAUUUGGACUGGCUUUCAUCGUCAGGGAAUUCAUGUGAAGAAGAUCUUUUUGAUAGGUCAACUGCUGGCCUGUCAUCUGAAUAUCUUAUGAAUGAACUGAAAAGCGAAACAUCUGUCAGCGAAUCUGGAUCUAGCGUGAAGGGAAGAAAUCAAACUGCAAACGAACUCUCUUCCGAAGAGCUCAUGGGUGGAUUUUCAGAGCGCUUUCAGCACUGGGUAACGCAUGGAGAGACGCUUUUUGUAUGAUAAGUUAGCCUUGGGCUCGCAAUGAUAGUGUAAUUAUUCAAGUCACACUUUCUUUGAUCCCAUCCGAAGGAUGCGGAUUACAAAACAGAGAAUACACAGCAAGAGAACAUGCUCAAAGAUUAACACAGGCGGAGAAUUUCUUGAGAAGAAUUUGCGGCAUUUGCUCAACUGUCUUACCACCUGAGUUCGGCAGAAUAUGGUUGAGGAAGCACAAGAACAUAGCUAAUUCAUUUGGAGCUCUUAUGUCCUCCAAUCCCUGUAGGAUCUAAGCACUGGAUUAACCUUUGUAAAUGCGUUAUAGAACUCUCACAUUUAUGAAUGGGCCAAUAAUUAACAGCUUCUCAAAGUCGA